Messenger RNA from Exophiala aquamarina CBS 119918, 777 nucleotides. RefSeq names its product glutathione S-transferase. Lineage: Eukaryota; Fungi; Ascomycota; Eurotiomycetes; Chaetothyriales; Herpotrichiellaceae. The transcript is spliced from 4 exons. The coding region runs from base 1 to 777 and encodes 258 amino acids. The record is from RefSeq and is a predicted model, not a curated record.
AUGGCUGGACUUGGACCCUCGAUAGAGCUAUACACGUCGCAGACGCCGAAUGGAAUCAAAGUAGUGGCCACCUUAGAGGAGUUGGGGUUGCCAUAUAAUCUACAUAAAAUCGACAUCUUGAAGAACACCCAGAAAGAACCGUGGUAUUCUGCAAUCAACCCAAAUGAGCGCAUACCUGCGCUGACGGACACCUUUACGGACGGCCAAGCAAUACGUUUGUUUGAGUCCGGUGCCAUUCAGAAAUAUCUAGUCGAGCGGUAUGACAGGGAGUACAAUAUUUCAUAUCCUCCGGGCACGCGCGAGUAUCAUGAGAUGAACUGCUGGUUGUUUUUCCUCAACGCUGGCGUUGGACCGAUGCAAGGGCAGGCGACACACUUCCGUCUGUAUGCUCCUGAAAAGCUCGAGUAUCCGAACUUUCGAUAUCACAAUGAGUGUCGUCGACUCUACCGGAUACUCAACUCCCAUUUACAGUCUAGUGUCUCUGGUUACCUUGUUGGAAACCAUUGCUGCAUAGCCGACAUUGCACAUUAUGGUUGGAUUGCGUGUUCUGCAUGGUCUGGUGUUGAUAUUGAAGAAUUCCCGAAGCUCAAACAAUGGAGGGAGAGGAUGGAAUGCCGACCCGCGAUUCAAAAAGCAAGAACCGUGCCUGACCCUUGGCCCUUCCAAGACCUUCCCAAGGAUGACGGAGCCUCAGCGCGAUUCACCAAACCUGGAAGAGAUUGGUUUCUGAAAGUCAUUAGCCACGAUAUGAAGAGCUAUAAUGGCGAUAGAUCUUGA